This is a messenger RNA of Arabidopsis arenosa, 1509 nucleotides long. The record is from the annotation of a GenBank genome assembly. Lineage: Eukaryota; Viridiplantae; Streptophyta; Magnoliopsida; Brassicales; Brassicaceae.
GUUCUCCAUAUUACAAAACCCCCAGCAGCUUCAAAACUCUUCCGAUCUCUCUUUGACGCCGCAAUUCUCUCCUCCCCAUUCUUAUAGUUUCUUCUCGGAAUCACAAAUCUCCUGCUUCUUGUUCCGUGGUGUGUGUUGUUGGUUAUUGAAUGGCACUUGUCCAGAGGAUUCCCAUUUCCUCCUCUAGUGUUCGGAAUUGGCAACAAGCUAGGACCAAUUUGAGUCCUAUUUCUUGUUUACAUUACAAUACUGCGUCUUCUUCUUCACCCUUUACAGAGAAGCACUCUGUGGAGAGAUACCAAAGGGAUCAAUGGCUCUACAAGGCAGUUGAACCCACGCCACCAUCGACUCCAUCUCCAUCGCCAUUCGAAGAUGAAGUCUUUGUUAGGGAAAACGAUAUUGCAUCGCAGCUGCCUGAGCUGAAGAAGCUCUUGGCUGUGCUGAGAGAAAAGAGAGUUAAAGGCUGCAAAGGCGGUGAUUGUGGACCGGGAGAUGUGUAUCUGGUGGGCACAGGACCAGGAGAUCCUGAGCUUUUGACUCUUAAAGCUGUUAGAGUUAUUCAAAGUGCCGAUCUUUUGCUUUACGACAGGCUUGUUUCCAAUGAUGUCUUGGAGUUAAUUGCUCCUGAUGCUAGACUUCUUUAUGUCGGCAAAACUGCUGGUUAUCAUAGCAGAACUCAGGAGGAGAUUCAUGAACUACUCCUAAGUUUUGCUGAAGCUGGUGCCACCGUUGUCAGGCUUAAAGGUGGAGAUCCUCUGGUCUUUGGACGGGGCGGGGAAGAAAUGGACUUUCUACAACAGCAAGGGAUUCGAGUUCAAGUUAUCCCAGGGAUUACUGCAGCCUCGGGGAUAGCAGCAGAGUUGGGGAUUCCGUUAACACAUCGAGGUGUUGCAACUAGUGUGAGGUUUCUCACGGGUCAUUCUAGGAAAGGAGGGACCGACCCUCUGUUUGUAGCAGAGAAUGCAGCUGAUCCGGACACAACCCUCGUUGUUUAUAUGGGGUUGGGAACCUUACCUUCUCUUGCACAAAAACUAAUGGACCAUGGUCUCCCUUGUGAUACACCAGCUGUUGCGGUCGAACGUGGAACCACUCCUCUACAGCGUACAGUUUUUGCUGAGCUUAAAGAUUUUGCAACUGAGAUUCAGUCAGCUGGAUUGGUGUCACCAACACUCAUCAUCAUAGGGAAAGUCGUCGAGCUCUCACCUUUAUGGCCACAUUGCACGAAAGAAUCCUCCUGCCUUGUAGAAAGCCGGUAGACAUUUCACUCUUAUUUUAUGGGUCAGUGGCUUCCAUUGACAUUACGGUGAAGUUGUAGGAGCUAUGGAGCUAUGAAGGUUGAGACUUGAGAGAUUAAUAAACAAAAAGGAAAGCUUAUAUUUUCUUGUGUCCCUGUCCUUCAAUUCUUUUUGGACAAUGCCAAUGGCAAUGUUAAUGUAAUAACAAGUUUCAAUGCCAUUGUUACUAAAUUUUCCCACUACAAGAUGGCUUUAAUAAAAUCUUAAUAGUCAA